ACGAUAUUAAUGACUCAUGCACUUUUAAAAGAGCAGUAGAAUAAAGUAUUGUAAUGAUGUUGGUUGUGAAUUUCUGCCCUGUUAAAUAAUAACGCAAAAUCAAAAUGAUACGCAUAGUGGAUGUAAUAGAAAAAUUUUGACGCUAACAAUCCCUAGUUAUGCGUAGUCAGGAACUACACGGAUCGAAAUGUUUCUUCGCCCAUAUCACUGCGCUCAGGCACUUCCUUCUGACUCGGAUCCCAUUGGCUCGCCAUGCACCUCCUAUGAUUGCAAGAGAAACUGACACAAGAGAAACAUUUAGCAGAGAGUUCUAUCCAUUGGGAUAAAAAGAGAGAAAAUGAUGCGACACGGAAACCUAAGAGCUUCGCAAGUCUGCCUCAGUAUCCACCACAACAACCUUAUUGGUACGCGUCUGCUAUUGGACAACAAGAAUCGGGACCUUGGGGUCCGUGGACACAAAGUAGUGAAUGCUCGAGAACCUGCGGUGGAGGAAUAGCUUACCAAACUAGGAUAUGCAAGGAUAUCAGAGCCGAUGGAAAAUAUUCCUGUAUAGGUUCCCGGACAAGAUACUUCUUAUGCAAUUUUCAAGAAUGUCCGCCUGGUUCAAAAGACUUCAGAGCUGAACAAUGUGCCAGUUCAAUUUAGUUUUAUUCACAGGAAAGUAUUACAGUUGGCUUCCUUAUUAUAAUGCUCAAAAGCCAUGUGAACUGAAUUGCAUGCCUUCUGACGGAAAUUUCUAUAUCAGGUUGGAUCGGAAGGUGAUAGAUGGCACCAGAUGUCGGAAUAACGGCUCUCUGGAUGUUUGUGUAGAAGGACUGUGUUUGCCUGUUGGAUGUGAUAACAUCUUGGGGUCAAAAACUAAAGAAGAUCACUGUCGAGUCUGCGGAGGAGAUGGUAGCAGCUGUCAAGUUGUCCAAGGAACUAUCGACAGCAAAGACUUUGACAUAGGUUAUAAUGACCUAUUGUUAAUACCGGUUGGAGCAACUUCCAUUCUUAUUCAGGAAGUAAACCCAAGUAAUAAAAAUUACUUAGCCAUUCGAAAUGCAGCUGGUGACUUUUAUUUAAACGGAAAUAGGAGAAUUGAAUUUUCCGGGGAAAGAGCGCUUGCUGGAACAAUAUUUACAUACGAAAGGAAACCUCAGGCUCAGGAAAUAUUGACAGCAAGAGGACCUACAACUGAACCUAUUUUCAUUGUAGUUCUUUAUCUAGAGCCGAAUCUAGGUAUCAGUUAUGAAUAUUACGUUCCUGCGAACUCUACUUAUCCAGAUAAUUAUAUUUGGGUGUUUGGUGAUUUUGAAGCAUGUUCACAAACAUGUGGUGGUGGUACGCAGGUUAGACCUGUUCGAUGCAUUCGCAAAAGCCACAGGGAUAUUGUUGAUGAUAAAUUAUGUGAUCCUGCACUGAAACCAGAUGUUAACAGUUCUUGCAAUAGUCAGGCCCUGUUCAGCAAUACAAUACUCGAUGCCUCUGGGUUGUGGAAUUUUCAGCAUCAUCUUCGCCGUCUGACCAUUUCCUCUUCACCGACAGGACAGUCUGCUGAUUCGCCGACCAACUAUGGUUGGAAAUUUGGACACUGGUCUGAAUGCACUCAAACUUGCGGAGGUGGUAGUCAGUUUCGUCUUGUGUUUUGUUAUCAACAUUUCGAGGAAAAUUCUAGCCUUGUAGAUGAAGAAAUGUGUCAAGAGUCAAAACCUAUUUUCAUGCGUGCCUGUAAUUUAGAUAGCAAAUGUCCUGACUGGGUGAUUGGAAAAUGGUCAGAGUGCGAUAGUCCUUGCGGUUCCGGAAAUCACACGCGAACCGUCGAAUGCAGAUCAAAAGAAAAUGAUGAAGUCAUAGAAGAAUCAUUGUGUGAUUCAGUCAGGAAGCCGACCGAUUUUCAGAAUUGUAAUCUUGGACCAUGUGAAGGAGUGGAAUGGAUAGUCUCUGAUUGGAGUGGGUGUGAAGGUUCUUGUAUCCUAAACGUGGAGUCCAGGGAAGCUCAUUGUGCAGAUGAAGAUGGUGUGGUAUUUCCAGAUGAUGCUUGUGAAGCUGGCAAACUCCCUGAACUUACUCGACCAUGUGUCUCUGAAGCAGAAAUGUGUGAGCCCAUGUGGCAUACUUCUCAAUGGACUGAGUGUUCUGCGAUAUGCGGAAAUGGAGUUCAGAGUAGAGUUGUAUUUUGUGGAGUAUGGCAUGAUGAAUCAGUUAUAAAGAUAGAAGAUAAAAGUUGUGAUCCAUUGAAGAAAUUUGAUGAAUUUCAAAAUUGCAGCUCUGCUCCGUGUGAAGGCGUAUGGUUUGCUGGGCCCUGGAGUAAUUGCUCUGUUCCUUGUGGAGGUGGCGAAAGAACUAGAAACACUGUAUGUUAUCAUGACGAUAGUGUUGAAGAUGUUAGUCUAUGUGAUCCUGCUGAAGAACCUUUUGAUAAAGAGACAUGCAAUAUGGCAUCAUGUGAGGAAGUUUCAGAAGUGUGCAGAUCCCCUAAAGAAGCUGGUCCUUGCAGAAAUUUCACAAUUAAAUGGUUUUUUGACAUAGCUUAUGGUGGCUGCUCAAGAUUCUGGUACGGAGGAUGUGAUGGCAAUGGUAACGUUUUUGCAUCAAAGGACGAAUGUGAAAACACUUGUGUAAAUCCUGAUGGUCCAGAAGCAUGUCUGUUGCCCCAAAUUGUUGGACCUUGUGGAGCAGAAAUUCCGUCAUGGUACUAUGAUCCUGGUUCAAAACGUUGUGAGCCUUUUAACUAUGGUGGUUGCCUUGGAAAUAACAAUAGAUUUGUUAGCAAAUUACUUUGUGAACAGAAGUGUAAUCAUCUUCAACCUGUCAAUGUAUGUAUGUUGCCUAAAGAACCUGGUCCUUGUUUAGGAUAUUAUAGAAUGUGGUAUUAUGAUAGCAUUUAUAAUAUAUGCAAAUCUUUUGUUUAUGGAGGAUGUGAUGGUAAUAAAAACAGGUUUGAAAAAAGAACUGACUGUGAACAACUAUGCGUUGAUAAAACUUCCAAAGAACCUGCCAACAUCCUAUCUGGUAAAAAUUUCAUUGAAGCUCGAAUUGGAGAAUCAGCAGAAUUGCCGUGCAAUGCUGUUGGAUGGCCAAAGCCUACAGUUACAUGGUGGCGGGAGACAAAAAUGUUGCCUUUGUCUAAUCGGCAGUAUGAACAAUUGGCAAACUACUCUUUGUUAAUAAGAUCAGUUGUUUAUGAAGAUAAGGGAGAGUACUCAUGCCAUGCAUUCAAUGGUAUUGGUUCUGGUUCCAUAUAUAAAGUGACAUUAAUCCUUGAAUUGCAAUCAGUUCCACAUGCACCUAAUAAUGAAGAUGGUGAACACAGUACCACAGAUGAGCCAUUAGCCACAUAUGAUGGACCAAAGUACCCAGAUGAUGCCAGGUGAGAUAGUAGUUCCCUGUCGCUUUCAGUAUCGUCACUCCUGUUGUUUCAAAAUCAGGGUGCUGAAACAGGAAAAUGAACGAUUGUUUACUUUUCCAGCAUUUCGUCAAACUCAACUAAAAGAUUCAUUUUUUAAACAUCAAUCUAUAGUAAAAUUAUGUAUAAUAAUUAGUAUUAAAAGUUAUUUACACCAGAA
Molecule: messenger RNA, 3548 nt
Organism: Stegodyphus dumicola
Lineage: Eukaryota; Metazoa; Arthropoda; Arachnida; Araneae; Eresidae
Product: papilin-like
Biological process (GO): extracellular matrix organization; proteolysis
Cellular component (GO): extracellular matrix
Molecular function (GO): metalloendopeptidase activity; serine-type endopeptidase inhibitor activity
Source: RefSeq, a predicted model, not a curated record